Messenger RNA from Pocillopora meandrina, 5397 nucleotides. The record is from the annotation of a GenBank genome assembly. NCBI's taxonomy places the organism in Eukaryota, Metazoa, Cnidaria, Anthozoa, Scleractinia, Pocilloporidae.
CUCAAAUUGCGUAGUUCAAGAUGGCGGAAGCGAUCCUAAAUGACAGCAGAUCUUCCUGCUUGUAGUUUACCUGUUUGAUAUCAAAUGCUGUGAUAUUUAAGGCAAAUUGGGCUCCUUUUUGCCGAGAAGAAGGUGAAUGACAAUCAAGCUGGGUCUCUUAAACAAUGUCCAGGUGCGGUUUUUAUGCCCAGCCGACGUUGAUGAAGUCAAACGACUAUGCCGUGAAUGGUUUCCGAUCGAGUGAGUAUGAAUUUCUGUUUUCAAUACAGAACGGGAGUUGAAUUGAAGGUAGAGUGAUAGGUGUCGAAAAGGUGAUAGCUAGUAGCGAAGGUAGAGGAAAAUAGCAAAACCAGUUGUGGUUAAGAGUUAAUUUGUUUCCAGUUAAUUGGAUAAAAACACGAAGAGACACAAUGAUACUGCCUGGUUUGUCAAGCGUGUGUUUUGACAAGGUUGAACUGAACUAUAAAAGGAGUGAAUUCCAGGCAUAGUCAAUAAAAUAAAUUGAAAAUCAGACUUUUAAAAUUUCUUUUCCCUUUUUUCGAAGGCUGAUGUACAAAUCCAAGGUUUUCAGGAGAUGAAGAAGUUCACAUUUUAGUUUAACUGUUUACUCAGUUGUCAAAGUUACUAUUUUUAGUUAUUAUGUACGAAGUCUAGCUUACAGUUCUGUUGGCCUAGAGAGUUGCAAAACGAUAUCGCAGCUUUCUCCCCUAAUAAAGAUUGAAUAUUUUGAAGCUAUGGUUUUUGAAGCUAUGUCGUUAAAAUUUCGAACGAGAGAGCAAAGCAAAACAAAAUUUACAAAAGCAAUGCGAAUAAAUAUUUCUAAGACCUGUUUCCAGGAGGCUCAGCUGAUAGAUAUUUGCCACUUGCCUAAAUAAGCUACCACUUAUAUUUUCAAGAGUAUUUGUUGUUUAUACAACAGAACUCUACACCUGUUGUAAAUAUUACUAUCAAGUAAGGCAUUCCUCCAAGACAUAACUGUGACACUCUUUCUUUAAUUUGCUAGAUGUUAUAUCUUUUUACUAAAUCUUUUACAGAUACCCUGAUGUUUGGUAUGAGGAGAUAACAUCAAGUUCCCGAUUCUUUUCAUUGGCUGCCACAUUAAAUCAUGACAUUAUAGGACUCCUUGUAGCUGAGGUGAAAACCAAGUCUUUAUGCAACAAAGAGGUAAAGUAGUAUGAGAUGUUGGUUUUAAAUCAUAUCAGGUUGAAACAAUUUUUUUCAUCAAGAUACAGGAGUGAUAAAAAAGUUCUGGGGAAUUUUUCUUCCAUCCAGGGUCAAAGGUAACAUUUCACAGUAAGUGUCCCUUAAUUGUGUGGAAAAAAACUGGUCAGAACACCUUCCAAUGCCAAAUUGUUAGAAGUACUUCUAGCUCUACUUGUUACCAGGUCUUUGUAUGGUUGUUAAACCUUAACACCUUAACAUUAGUAUGCAUAUUCUCCAUACUGCUCUCUGUACCUUUCCUAAGCUGUAGACAAGGAGAAUAUGGUUAUAAGGCCAAGCUUAACUGCAAAGGCAAAAGUAAUUCAUGCAGACUGGUGCUUGUUCUAAUGGUAAGAAAAGAACCAUUGUAACCAUGUUUGAUUUUUAUUGUAGGACACUGGAAUUCUUUCUUUUGCUUUCGGUGAUGAUUCUCAAGUGGCUUAUAUUCUUAGCAUUGGCGUGGUUAAACACUAUAGACGACAUGGAAUAGGUGAAUACUUGCUGAUUUGUGUUGGAAGUUACAGGAGAGGUUUGCUCCAAAAUCCAUGUAAUCUUGGUCUCUGCCUCUGAAAGUAUAAUUAUAAAGAAAAUUUAUCACUGAUCAUAAUUUGAGAUUCCAAAGAGUGACUUGGUUUGAAAUUUGUCUUCAGCUGUGCUUAAAGUGUUGACUUACUAGAAGUCUGCCAAAUUUUUUAAAACAGCUGGGGGAUAGAGCUGCUCCAUAGGUUAUGACAAAAAAUGAUUUAUCUAUACAUCAAGAAUCCUUUCUGUGUUGCUGCUUAUUGUUUUAAAGAUAUUCUAAAGAGAGAAAGUGGAGUUAGUCUUAUGUCAAAGGUAAGCAGCCAGUUGGCUAAGAAAGAUUUGAAAGGGAGGUACCCGCUUGGUAUCAGUAGUGGAAUUUUUGGCACAUUUGAAGAUGAUUUUCAGCGGAUGGAAUCUCAAAAUAGGAUCAGUGUCCUAAUUUUGUUUUUACUAAUGGUGGAAACAAAGAUGAUAUGGUUUCUUGAGCAAUCUUUGCCUUUCAUAUUAAAAAAAAGUCUGUGUCAUGCACCCUCCCCAGGUGACUCUGACAUUAGGGUCUGUCCAUAACAACCAUCCCUCAAAGAGAAUCCUAGGAGAACUACCAGAAAUAUUCUGAUUUGAUUGAUUACACAAACACUUUCAUGUGCAGGAAAAUUAAUGAUUUUGUCAUUUCAGGAACUCUUUUGUUGGAUAGCUUACUUUCCCACCUGACCACUCCUGAGAGGGAAAAUUGCAAAGCUGUCUAUCUUCAUGUUUUAACCACAAACUUUGCUGCAAUGAAGUUUUAUGACAAGAGACAUUUCAAGCAGUUCCGCUACCUGCCCUUGUACUAUGCCAUCAAUGGAACCCACAAGGAUGGAUUCUCUUAUGUGCUUUAUAUUAAUGGAGGUGAACCACCGUGGACACUUGGAUAUCCUUUAUGAAACCUGGGCUUUGUUUGGUUUUUAUGUCAAAAAUUUGGAAUUUGUUUCAUUUGCUAAAGAGAUCUUCAAGCCUAUAGGGGUUUGCAUGAGAAAGAAACUUAUUUCUAUAUGAAUUGAGUUUAAAACCUUAUUAGAAGGAAAAACUUGUGAUAAACCAAUUCUCAACAUAUUUUAAAGCUCUUUAGUUCCUCAUAGGAUCUCCCUGACAGUUUGGUGUCUCAACAUAUUUUAAAGCUCUUUAGUUCCUCAUAGGAUCUCCCUGACAGUUUGGUGUGGUAUCUCCCCCCCCCCCCCUCCCCUGUACUCACUUAUACUCCUUGGUGAAAAGAGGUGCAGUGCACUUUAAGCAUCUUGCUCAAAAACACAACAGGGUGGACCCUCUCAGGGUAUGAACCUUGACCUCUAAAUUUACAGUCAGCCAUGCUUAUACUCGACAUCUCCACCAUUGGUAAACUCCCAGUGUUCAUGGUUUUAUUGAGGAGAAUUUAUCCAACUUUUGCGCUUCUUAAAUGAAAGAUUUUCAUCCUUAACACAAAUCAAUGAUGCCUUGAAAUUUCUUGGAGCAAAACUGUCCCAGCUUCGGCCCUGCAAGUUGCCGCUAUAUCUGAUGAAUUGUUGCUACCACUGGCUUCUGUGGGUUACACCAAUACAGGCGAUAAGAGACUCAUGUGUGCGCACUAUGUGAGAAAAUAACAAGAACAAGUUUGGUGACAGAAAAGGAAAAAAGAUUAAUAAUGACAGUAGAUGUUUUUGGCUCAUUUUUAAGUCUUAAUGUCAGGAGGGGAACUAGGGUGAAAGUUUCCCCUUUGUAAGCCUUGUUUGAAAUGAUGAUAAUUAAUGAGUAUUCUUAAACAACCUGGCAUGAUAUUUAUAGGAUAGUUUGGAAAAAUUCCCAACUCCCAAAAUCUUUCUGGCUGGUUGGAUAAGUCCUUGGAGUUAAUUGUCAUUUUUUAAAAUAAUUAUUUGUUAAGAAACCUUGUCAAGUACUUGCCAAUGUAUUGAAAGCAUUUUGUGUGUGACAGAACAUUUUUGCUUCUCUGUUUUAUGAUCAGUUUACUUUGAGGGUUAAGAUUAUCAUGUGCUUUUUUUUUUGCAUUUUUAUUAAAGAAAAUCAGCAAAUUACUCCUUAAAGUAAAUUUUUAGAAGACAUUAUAAUUUUUUUUAUGUACAAAAGCAAUGAUAGUUUUUCUAAAGGAACAAAUCAACUUGGUGAUUAUUAUUUUUGUUUUAUGACUGUGGUGUUCCAUAAACAAAUUGUAAGUUGUAACCUUGUUAGGGAAAUUACUGUUUAUUUUUGAAAAAUUUUGUUGAGAAAAUUUUUGUCAAGUGGUUUCAUCAACAGAAUUCUUUGGUAGUUCGAUUCCUUUUAAUACGAUUUUAAGGUGAGAGUUGAAUUGAAAAUGGUCCAGGAUUGCAUUUUUUUUCUUCGCUAUGAUCUAUGUCCUCCAUGAUGGGUCCAAAAAACUCACGCACCCUCAACCAAUUAGAAGCAAAGAUGAAAGCAAUCAAAACUUAACCACUUUAUUUUUCCUCUUUUGGUUGUCUUAACUUUGAGUCCAUAGUGAAUUUUUGUAAUAUUUAACUUGGAUGUGCUUGGCUGUUUUCAGUUGAUAACUUUAGUUUAAGUUUGAUCAUACUUAAUCAAAAAAGCUCGGUUUGCAAGAGAAAGUCGCAACACUUGCCUUACCUUGAAGUAGGUCAGUUAACAGUUUAGAGGAGUGUGACUGCAAAAUCUUACGUAUUUAAUGCUUGUUAGAUAUUAUUUAGUAAUGCCAGAUUAUUAAAAUUAGACAUUUAUUAGAAACAUUUUUUCACCGAUUGGGAAGUGUUGUCAUACUAUCGUUCUGAGAUACCCAACACUGAACAGAAGGAUGAGUAUGACAUUAAAGGGCUUGUAGCACUCCAAAGCUGUUUCUAGGCUAGACCCAAAAGACUGAUUAUUGGUGUUUCUCUGUUCAGAGUUAAUAAAGUUGUUAUCUAUCUGUAACAAACAUUUCCGGCGGCUAACAGAGGCGUUUUUUGAUUGUCGUCUUUUUUUCCAGCUUUUCUGAUCUGCAUUACCAGUUAUGUCUUCAUUCAACUUCGAUCUCACAGACCUUUCUUGAUCUGAGUCUACCAGGAUGCGCCUCUUUUGCGCCUGAGUCUGAGCGUUCCAAAUUUUUUCAUCUAGUUCCCUCAAGACAUCUUACUGCGUAUGAAGCAUUGCAGGUUGUGAUAGGAUUAUUCGAAUAAACGCCACAUCGAGACCGCGGCGCUUAUUCGGGAAAGGUGCGCAUUGACUUUUCUGCCACAAAUGCGGCGCUUAUUUGAGUAAAUAGGGUAUCUCACGAUAGGAAGUUAAAGAUGCGACUAAGGCGUCGUUUGAUGAAACGUUGCCGAUAAAAUGUGAUUAAUUUCCUCUGAGAUUUUCGCCAGUAGCUCGAUGCGUUCAACUUUUCUGACGAUACGACAUCUUGACUUCGGUAUAACACGUGAAUGUUGUGUUGAGUUCAACGUAAAAACGUGACUAAAUUGCUUUGAGGUUUCCUUGCCAGAAGGACCUAGAGGUUAGUGAUAUCACGUUUUUGUUCUGCAGGGAACGGCUUAGAAAUGUACAAAGUUUUAUAACGCACGUGUUUUCGCUCUUGUUCUGUUCAUUAGAUUCUCGUUGCCGUCGCCGUCGUGGUUUUCUUUAAGUCCCUAUUAUCAGCGCUUCAGCACGAGAAAAGUAUUAGGCCAUGAGGAACGAAAGUCGGAGUCAGUGAGAGGUCUG